Populus nigra (black poplar) is the source of this 1657-nucleotide messenger RNA. RefSeq names its product histone deacetylase 9. The transcript has 14 exons. Gene Ontology annotation, molecular function: histone deacetylase activity. The record is from RefSeq and is a predicted model, not a curated record. NCBI's taxonomy places the organism in Eukaryota, Viridiplantae, Streptophyta, Magnoliopsida, Malpighiales, Salicaceae. Bases 75 to 1364 code for a protein of 429 amino acids.
CUAAAAACUAAAGGGAACUGUAAUAAAAGGACUUGAAAAACCCAUCAUUUUCUGCUAAUUUUUUCUGUAAGAGAAUGCGCUCCAAAGACAGAAUUGCCUAUUUCUAUGAUGGUGAUGUGGGCAGUGUUUAUUUUGGACCAAACCAUCCAAUGAAGCCACACAGACUUUGUAUGACACACCAUCUUGUUCUCUCUUAUGAGCUACAUAAGAAGAUGGAAAUAUAUAGACCACACAAGGCAUAUCCUGUUGAGCUUGCUCAGUUUCAUUCCGAGGAUUAUGUUGAAUUUUUGCAUCGGAUUACGCCGGAUACUCAGCACUUGUUCGCGGGGGAAUUGGCUAGAUAUAACCUUGGAGAAGAUUGCCCUGUCUUCGAAAACUUGUUUGAAUUUUGUCAGAUUUAUGCUGGUGGAACUAUAGAUGCUGCACAUAGGUUGAACAAUCAACUGUGUGACAUUGCUAUAAAUUGGGCUGGUGGAUUACAUCAUGCAAAAAAGUGCGGGGCAUCUGGUUUUUGUUACAUCAAUGACCUGGUUUUGGGGAUUUUGGAGCUUCUGAAACACCAUGCUCGUGUUCUGUACAUUGAUAUAGACGUUCAUCAUGGUGAUGGUGUUGAAGAAGCCUUUUAUUUCACUGACAGGGUGAUGACUGUGAGUUUUCACAAGUAUGGAGAUAUGUUCUUUCCUGGAACUGGUGAUGUUAAGGAACUAGGAGAAAGAGAAGGAAAAUUUUAUGCUAUAAAUGUUCCACUGAAAGAUGGAAUCGAUGACACUAGCUUCACUCGACUAUUUAAAACAAUCAUUUCCAAGGUUGUAGAAACUUAUCAGCCAGGUGCAAUAGUUCUUCAAUGUGGAGCAGAUUCGUUGGCUGGGGACCGCUUGGGCUGCUUCAAUCUUUCCAUUGAUGGGCAUGCAGAAUGUGUUAGGUUUGUGAAGAAAUUCAACUUGCCCUUGUUGGUUACAGGAGGUGGGGGAUACACAAAAGAGAAUGUUGCUCGAUGUUGGACCGUUGAAACAGGAGUUCUUUUAGACACAGAACUGCCCAAUGAGAUUCCAGAAAACGAGUAUAUUAAAUAUUUUGCUCCUGAUUAUUCAUUGAAAAGUCCUGGUGGACUCAUGGAGAACUUAAAUAGCAAAUCUUAUCUUAGCACAAUCAAAAUGCAAGUACUAGAGAAUCUUCGUUGCAUCCAACAUGCUCCAAGUGUACAGAUGCAAGAGGUACCUCCUGACUUCUUCAUUCCUGAUUUUGAUGAAGAUGAGCAAAACCCUGAUGAGCGCAUGGAUCAGCAUACCCAGGACAAGCAAAUCCAACGCGAUGAUGAAUAUUAUGAAGGCGACAAUGAUAACGACCAUGCGGAUGGCUCAUGAACUUGAGCCAUGCCGUUUUUUGUUUCCUUGAGAGGAUGAACUUUUGACAGGAAAGGGAAGACGUAAAGAUGUAAAGGAAAGGCCACAUGGAUGGUCUUGUUGUCUGUGCUUAUGGAUUAUUUGUAAAUUGUUGUUGCUCAUUUGUAAAACUUCUCUGUGCAUUCGCCCAAGUCAAAAGCCAGUGAUUUCCUUGGGAUAAAUUGGGGCACACAUGUAGCACUCUGUCCUCAAACACUCCAAUUAAACUCUUCGAAGUCCAUGCGAGGAAUAUACUUUUAACAUCAUUUGAAAAA